AUGCAGACCGAAUUCAAUCUCGUCACCUCUACACGAUACGACCCGGUCAACCUGGUCGAAGGCGAUCGCUACUGGCUCCUUUCAUACCAUGUGGAUCGCCUCAGGAGAGCUGCUGGGGAGCAUGGCUGGACUAAUGUGAAAGCGUUGACGGUGGACGAGGUAAGGCUUGAGUGCGAACGAGCGGUCAGCGAGUUCAUAGACGCGGAUGAGAGUACAGCGUUCAAGAUACGGAUCCUGUUAACACCUACUGGGAUCCUGACUGCCACAGCCAACGCUACGAGGCCCCUCCUCCCCUUGUCCCACCCCUCAUCUGGAGAAAUCUUCGAUAUUUCGUUGUUUGACGCAGGAGAUGCGACGGGCUCAACUGCAGCGUCGAAUCAUCCUCUCGCGGGACAGCCUUAUGUCUCCCUGUACCUUGAUACCGAGCCAACCUCGCCGUCGAUAUUCACGAGCACCAAGACCACCAAUCGCAAGCACUAUGAUGAUGCUCGGAAGAGGGCUGGUAUACGUCCUAUGACUACGGCCUCGGCCUCAUCUUCCGCUGCCAACCAUCCCGAGGCGCAUACCCUACAGUCCAGCGACUGCGAUGUUCUCCUCUACACUCCCGAUCUUCUCAUCUCAGAGACUACCAUCCGGAACGUUGCAUUCCCCCGCUCCUCCCCUUCCGGCGCAGCUAUCUGGCUAACGCCAUCACCCAGCACGGGCUGUUUACCUGGCGUCAUGAGGAGAUAUUUGCUCGAUCAAGGCAGGAUUCAGGAGGCCAAACACGGUGAGCUGCGGAAGGAAGACGUGACCCCGGGACAGUUGCUGCUGGUAUUCAACGGAGUCGAAGGUGUUAGGAUAGGGAGAGUGGCUGAAAUAGCUUUAAACGACGGCCAUACUUGA
Gloeophyllum trabeum ATCC 11539 is the source of this 885-nucleotide messenger RNA. RefSeq lists its product as uncharacterized. The record is from RefSeq and is a predicted model, not a curated record. The transcript is spliced from 2 exons. Gene Ontology annotation, molecular function: catalytic activity. Lineage: Eukaryota; Fungi; Basidiomycota; Agaricomycetes; Gloeophyllales; Gloeophyllaceae. Bases 1 to 885 code for a protein of 294 amino acids.